Messenger RNA from Nakaseomyces glabratus, 1359 nucleotides. RefSeq names its product Hrp1p (gene HRP1). NCBI's taxonomy places the organism in Eukaryota, Fungi, Ascomycota, Saccharomycetes, Saccharomycetales, Saccharomycetaceae. Gene Ontology annotation, biological process: regulation of translation. The record is from RefSeq and is a predicted model, not a curated record. Gene Ontology annotation, molecular function: mRNA binding.
AUGAGUUCAGACGAGGAAGAUUUUAAUGAUAUCUAUGAUACCAAGGAUGAGAGCAAAGUUGAUGCUAAGGAUGAUGUGAAAGCGGAGGAGAAGGUUCCUGAGGCUGCCACAAGUGCGCUUGAUCAGCUGGCGGCAUUACAAGCCAGUUCUGCUAACCCUGACAGCAAUAAAGACGAUGCUGCUAAGAUGCCAUGGGAGACAUUGCAAAAUACUCUCAACCAAUUACAGACUGUGACUAAAGAAGAGUCACCAGAUAAGAGUAAAGAGGAAAAGAGUAGUAAUGCUAGUGUAGAUAGUGGCACCAAUGUACAGAGCGGCAAUACUGGCGAUAGGACAGUCAAAGCUGACCUGUCAAAGGACAGUUGUAAAAUGUUUAUUGGUGGUUUGAACUGGGAAACAACAGAGGAUGGUCUGCGCGAUUAUUUUAGUAAAUAUGGUAAAGUUGAAGAAUUGAAGAUUAUGAAAGAUCCAGCCACUGGUAGAUCUCGUGGUUUUGGUUUCUUGACUUUUGAAUCCGCAUCUUCUGUGGAUGAAGUUGUAAAGACCCAACAUAUUUUGGAUGGUAAAGUUAUCGAUCCUAAAAGAGCCAUUCCAAGAGAAGAACAAGAUAAGACUGGUAAGAUUUUUGUAGGUGGUAUCGGUCCAGAUGUGAGACCUAAAGAAUUCGAAGAAUUUUUCGCACAAUGGGGUACUAUCAUUGAUGCGCAGCUGAUGUUGGAUAAAGAUACUGGUAGAUCUAGAGGAUUUGGAUUCAUUACAUAUGAUACACCAGAUGCUGUAGAUAAGGUCUGUCAGAAUAAAUUCAUCGACUUUAAAGGAAGAAAAAUAGAAAUCAAAAGGGCCGCUCCAAGACAUCUUCAAAAAACUGGUGGUGCGCGCCAACCAGCACAACAAAGCUCUAAUUCACAAUAUGGCAUGGGCACAGGAAGUAAUAGCAGUGGUCAAUAUCCAGGUUACGGCUUCCAGGAUCCUAUGAUGUUUUCGAACCCAAUGAUGAGUGGUUACAACCCUAUGUUUGCUAAUAACAACCCUCAGAUGCAAGAGUACUUCCAAAAAAUGCAAGACUACUAUAAACAGGUUCAACAACAAGGUGGUAUGGAUUACAACCAGAUGUAUCAACAACAGAUGCAGCAAAUGGCUAUGAUGAUGCCUGGUUUCAACCCUUCCACUAUGGGUCAGCAAUCGCAAGGUAGCCCUGAUGCCAACUCAACUAAGAGCCAAAGUAACGAAGCUUCGACACCAACACCAGAUGAUCAAGAUAGAGGUAACAAAGAUUCUUCAAGAAGAUCCGGUGGUCCAGGUGGUUUCCGCGGUCGUCCAAAUGAUAGCAGAAGAGGUUAUCAUCCAUACAAUAGGUAG